This is a messenger RNA of Esox lucius (northern pike), 3449 nucleotides long. It is a transcript of the gene dcp1b, whose product is annotated as decapping mRNA 1B. Gene Ontology annotation, molecular function: mRNA binding; enzyme activator activity. The record is from RefSeq and is a predicted model, not a curated record. Gene Ontology annotation, cellular component: P-body. The coding region runs from base 473 to 2371 and encodes 632 amino acids. Gene Ontology annotation, biological process: deadenylation-dependent decapping of nuclear-transcribed mRNA; positive regulation of catalytic activity; deadenylation-independent decapping of nuclear-transcribed mRNA. Lineage: Eukaryota; Metazoa; Chordata; Actinopteri; Esociformes; Esocidae. The transcript has 9 exons.
GGGCCUAUAGCCUAUCCAACUAUGGGUUGUAGUAGGGUUAACUUAAUACAUUGUUAUAGUGAAGCGAGAUUUUGGUGUAAACCUGCUGCACAAUUAAAGUCGCCCCUCACCAUCCACUUCUGCUUACUGCUAAAGGACCGGUCAAUAUGUACAUUUUUCGAUUUCGAUUAACAUUCCUUGAAUCCAAUCCGCCACGUUCAAUUGGUCCUGCCUAGCUAAUUUUGUUUACAAUCUGUUCCGCGAAACAUGGCUGCUGUCAAGUGAGCCGUUGAGCGUCUAUAGUUAAACUGCACGUUUAUUUUCUCUUUUAUGAUUACUUUUAUCAAAUUUUAUUCAUAAUAUCGUUCUGUUGCUGGGAUUGGUUGACAAGUCUUCAUUUCACUUUAGACCCGUCAAAUCCUAUCACGAUAUAGCGUGUCAGUUAGCUUGUUAGCAUCGCUACCUUUACUAGCUAGCUAGCUCACGGGGAACAAUGACGGCGAGCUCAUCGGGUGGAAACACCUGUCUCACUGCAAAAGGUUUGGAUAUUAGUCUCGCAGCUUUGCAAAGACAAGAUCCAUACAUCAACAACAUAGUAGAUGUGGCAAGCCAAGUGGCGUUGUAUACUUUCAACAAUAGAUCAAAUGAAUGGGAGAAGACUGACGUUGAGGGGACCCUGUUUGUCUACACAAGACUGGCGUCUCCCAGACACGGCUUCACCAUCAUGAACCGGCUGAGCAUGGAGAACCUGACGGAACCCAUCACUAAAGACCUGGACUUCCAGCUGCAGGACCCCUUCCUGCUGUACAGAAACGCUCGCUUAGCUAUCUAUGGUAUCUGGUUCUAUGAUAAGGUGGACUGCCAGCGCAUUGCAGAGCUUAUGAAGAAUCUGACGAAGCAGGAACAGGCACUAGCUCAACAGAGCCGGAGUGGCUGGGAGUCUCCUGGAGACCUGGAAGCAGCAGAGGAUCCUGGGAAGACACGAGGGGUGGACAUCCUGCAGAUGCUGACCAAAGCACGCGAUGAGUACGACAAGGGUGGGAAGCCAGAGCCUAAAGAGAUUGGACGGAGCGUUCUGCAGGACAACCCAAACCUGAUCAAGCCUAUACCCGUCAAACCUAUGGACAGACAUCCGCAGCCGGGACUACAGGAGAGGCCUGUUCAGGACCAAGGAGAGCCCCGACCCCUGUCUCUGGCCACCCUGUUUGGGGUCCAGCAGGCCAGCCGGGGGCCCGUCUCUCCCAUGUCGGGUUACGGAGCCCCGGGGUCCCAGCCCCAGGCUAAACCUGCCGGCGUGCGUCCUGCGGUAGCCCGGUCCCUGUCCUACGAGGACCCCACGCAGUCCCGGCUCCAAGCCCAGCCAGGGGCACCCGCGCCGGGCAGUGGUCCUCAACAGCACUGCCCUGCCUUCCAGAAGCUGAUGAGGGAAGCCUCCACCCAGCCGGGGCUCCAGAGAGGGGGACCCAUGGAGCUGCUCCAACCAGUCUCUGAGUCCCCCGAGAACAGGCUGCUUGAGAACGGAGCCCCCUCAACCCUCCACCACCAGGCCCAACAAGACCCCAUCCAGAGACUGUUCCAGAAUCAACCCACCUCCGCCACCCUUUCCCUGACCUCCUGUUCCUCCACAGCCUCCUGUUGCUCCCGCCCCUCUCCUCUGCAGCAGCCUCCUCAUCUCCUCCCGGGCCUCCAACCAGCCCAGCCCCUCCUAGUGGACCCCGCAGGCUUCCACCAUCAUCCUAACCUCGUCCCUCACCAAUCCCAGCCCAUCUUCUUCACCCCCACCAAGGCCUCCCAGAUGCAGGCCUCCCUCCCCUCCAAGUCUCUCCCUCCUUCCCCUCACCUCCCCCCGUACCUCCAGCAACAAGUCUCUGUCCUCCAGGGCUCCCCGUCCCACCUCGCCCUCCAGCCCCAGCCGGGUCACCCCCAGCCGGGGCAGCUGGCGGGCGUCGUGCCCCCCGGUGAGCUCCUCCAGAGGCUGCAGCUGGUUCAGCAGGAGCAGGGUCUGGUCCCAGUGACCGCCCGGCCGGCCUCCAACCUGGCCCCGCGCUUCCACGAGAAGCUGUCCGCAGGCUCCGCCGCUCAGAAGUUCCAGGUGAUCUCCCCUCAACGCAUCCCAGCCACAGUGGCUCCAACGCUGCUCCUCUCCCCGAGUGUGUUCUCCCAGGCCAAGCCCCCCCAGGUCCAGCCCAAAGCCCCUGGGGACCCCCCUGGCCCACCAACAGCCCUGCUGUCCCCCCGGGCCCCCGAUGAGACCCAGUCCUGGGGCCUCACCAAGAGCCAGCUACAGGCCACCCUAUUGCACCUCAUACAGAACGACAGCUCUUUCCUGGACACCAUCUACAAGGCUUAUACCCAAAGCUUCUCCUCGAAAACCAACACUGACAAGUUCUGAGCCCAAGGGUGUGUUCAUUAAGCCAUGCGGCGGAAAAUGUUUCUGAUACGCUUUGCAACGGGAAGCGAAAAAUUUGCAUUUCCGUCUCUCUGUUUCGGUCAGUAGUUGUCCUGUUUUGUCCUUAAUGAGUAUGUGCCUGCAAAUCAUCCCCAGACUGGCACAGUUUUAUAAUCCGAGGGAUUUGUUGAUCAUGUCGAGUUAGUCUUCCCAGUGUGAGCACUAAGGAUUUUAUCUGUGGAUUCAGAUUUCGCAGAGGAAAUACGAUUUUUGAACUGGAUUCAGAUUUUUAAGAUAUUUUGCAUUUUUCUUUUAAUGAGAAUGCAAGAAGUGAAGGUCGUGAAUGGAAUGUACUAGAAACAAAUCGAACAGAUGUACACGUUUUACAGCUCACUUGUUUUUAGAAGAUGACAUUUUUUUAAACAUUUUACUUUUCAGGCAGGUAGCAUUCUUUAACUUAAUUCAGAUAUUGGAGAAUGUUUGUUUAUUUGCAUGCUCUUAUAGUAUACUGUCUUUAAGUACUUUUUAAAAAGAAAAUACUGCAAUUCUUAAACUUGGGCUACCUCACAGAGGUGACUGUCUGUGUCACUUUUUGAAUAAUGGUUCUCCAACAGUUUCUGAAUGGAAUUACAAGAUACUGUAGCACUUGGCUGUUCUUUUAGAGCAAUUGGCUGUAUGUACCAGAGGUCAAACCACACAGUUCUUCCAGAAACUUCUCUGUGCUCACACACGGCUAGACUAGUUUUAUAUACUGUUUAUAUGUACCAAGCAAAGGGUUUAAUGUAUUUUGUUAAAAGAGAUGAUAGGAUAUUUUCUAUUUUUCUAUGCUUUUUGUCAUACCAUUUGGGUUAGAUGGCAAAACACAAUGUUGCAUAACAACAAGGAAUCAGAAGCUAUUUGAAAUAAAACACAAUCAGUUACAAUAAAACCUGUUCAAUUUGGUGUUCAUCUCUUUCUUUUUGCUUUAGAAGGACAACUCUUUGUAAGAGGUUCUGAGUGUGAAGCGCUUCUCGUAACUGGUUUCUUGCUUACUAGUUGCUUGCUGUUACUUAAUGAACUGGAAAUAAAGAAAUAAAAAUCA